Messenger RNA from Pedinophyceae sp. YPF-701, 2415 nucleotides. Lineage: Eukaryota; Viridiplantae; Chlorophyta; Pedinophyceae. The record is from the annotation of a GenBank genome assembly.
AUGCGCGCGAGUCAGCUCGCCCAUGUGCCGAGGGUUUCGUGUCGCUCGAACGGCUCGUCACUUCGGUGUCGCUCAAGAAGGCGAGGGGAGACCUGCCGCGUGGGCUCGAGUUUAAAUGCGCGAGGGACGAGACGCUAUCACAGGGGAACGAGAUGCGCGGCGCGCGUCCACGGGGCCUGGCCAACGCCCAAGGAGAUUGCCGACAGACGGUGGUGGGAUGAGGUGGACCCCAAGGACGAGGACGAGCAGACGAGCAUGCCCGCGUCGCAGGCCCUGCGGUGCCUGUGGCACAUUGCCAAGCCGGACACGCCCCUGCUGUGCGUCGGCGGCGUGUUCCUCGUCGGCGCGGCCCUGGCCGAGCUCGCCAUACCGCACUUCGUGUCCGCGGCGCUCGCGUCCGUCGCGGGGCUCCCGGGCCCCGCCUCGCCGACCGGCCCCGCGGGGUUCAACGUCUUCGCAUCCGCGCUCCACGGGGUCGCCGUCGGGGACUCGGCGAGGCACGCGGCGCUCCGAGCGGCCCUCGCGGGGCUCGCGGUGUGCUCCGCGGGGUACGCGGUCUUCGCGUCGGGGCGCGGGAUGUGCUUUUCCAUGCUGGGGGGGCGCAUGUCGCUGCGGCUGCGCGACGGCCUCUACCGCGCCAUCCUGAGCCGCAGGGUGUCGUUCUUCGACAACGAGGAGGCGGGCGGGCUCUCCUCGCGCCUCGCCGCCGACGCGCAGGUGGUCUGCAAGUCGCUCUCGACGACCCUCAACAUCGCGUUGCGCAACGCCAUCCAGGCGGUGCUCGGGAGCGCGUACCUCGUCGUGCUGUCGCCGCCGCUGUUCGCGCUGACGUCCGCCAUCACGGGCGCCAUGAUCUGGUGCACGUGGGUGUACGGCAGCUACUCGCGGCGGGCGCAGAAGGCGCAGCAGGACACGCUGGCCGACUCGACGCAGGUGGCGGAGGAGACGUUCCGGCACGCGCGGCUGGUGAAGGCCACGGGGAACGAGGCGCAGGAGGCCGAGCGGUACCACUUGCGGCUGCAGCGCAUGCUGGCGGUGACGCUGCGUCAGACGGUGGCGUACGGGGUGUAUUUGGUGGGUCAGACCACGCUGAUCCGCAUGGCCAAGGUGGCGGCGCUGAUGGGCGGGGGCGCGCUGGCGCUCGCGGGGCACAUCUCCUACAACGACGCGGCCACGUUUGCGUUCUACGUGGACUUCACGCUCUGGUCCUUCCUCGCCGUCGCCGACCAGACCGCGUACCUCAUGGAGUCGCUCGGGGCCAGCGAGCGCGUGUUCUCGCUGCUGCAGGGCGAGGAGCGCAAGGGCUACGUCGACGACGGCAGUGCAGUCAAGGGCGGCACGAAACAGGUGCCGGGCUGGGAGGGCGGAGCGAGGUUGGAGGACGUGGUGUUUCGGUAUCCCAGCAGGCCGCAGAAUGUUGCCCUGGACCACGUGAGCCUCGACAUCCCCGCCGGGAAGAUGACGGCGCUGGUCGGGCCGAGCGGCAGCGGGAAGAGCACCGUAGUCGCGCUCAUGCAGGCGCUGUACGGGCACGCGCAGGGCCAUGUGCGUCUCGGGCCGCCGGGGCGCGGGUGCGGUGGGGACUGGAUCGAACUCAGCGACGCGGAUCCGACGUGGUAUCGGUCUCAGGUGGCGGCGGUUGUGCAGGACAACCCGAUCGUGUCUGGGACGAUCGAGCACAACAUCACCUACGGGAUGUCGCGUGAGGCGCGCGCGCAGGUGACGCGCGCAGACGUGGUGGAGGCGGCCGAACUCGCCAACGCGCACGAGUUCAUCGCGAAACUCUCGCACGGGUACGACACCGAGGUGAGCGAGCGGCUCCUCUCCGGCGGCCAGAAGCAGCGCCUGGCCCUGGCCCGCGCGCUCGUGCGGCGCCCCAAGCUCCUGAUCCUCGACGAAGCCACGUCGGCGCUCGACUCAGAGUCCGAGGCGCUGGUCCUCGCCGCGCUGGACCGCGUGAUGGAGCGCGGGGGCCGCACCCUGCUGGUGAUCGCGCACCGGCUCGGCACGGUGCGCAAGGCGCACCAGAUCGCGGUGAUGGAGGAGGGCAAGGUGCGGGAGCUGGGGUCGCAUGCGCAGCUGUUGAAGAAGCGCGGGACGUACUACCAGCUGGUGGUGCGGCAGUCGCAGGAUGCGCUCGACGCCCUCGACCUCUCGACCAUGACCAUCGACGAGGAGGGUCUCCCGGACUCCCCCGUGCGCGUGGCCAGCUAUGCGCGGGCGGCGGUUGAGGGCGGCCCGCUGUCGCCCGCAGACGGAGGCCCGUCGGGCGAGGGCGGCAGCCCCAUGCCCGACAUCCCCGUGGACCUGCCUGUGUCGGUGUCGACCCAGGAGGCGCGUAGGUCCCUCAGCGACUCCCUUGACAGCGUGGACGACAGCUCCGACGAGGAGGAGAACGGCGCGGGGUGCGACUGA